CGGAGGGACAGAAACUGAAAACAGCGGGUUUGUUUGAAAGGAGGAAAGCGUUGCGGUAGCUAUUGACAACGGUGUGAUUCAGUCAGAAAGUUUGUUUUGGUUUUGUCGUUGGAAAAGCUACAAAGAUACUCUUUAAAUGUUUGAAACAAUGCAGUGACGGUGUUCGGGGGCACUGUCUGUUCAACAGCAGGACAAGAUACGGAAAAUAGGAAUGUUUAUAAAGUGGCUAACACUAGCUAAGGUAAGCUACAGUAGCACUACCUUGUUUUUACGCAGUGCUGUAAAGCUUCUGCCACAGCGUUGACCUUCCGCUUGGUUAGCAAGUUAACGAAAACAGUCCCAAAAUGUCCGACACUCGCAUCCUGGAUUUGGAGGAGCAAGUGAAGAGUUUAUCAGAUGAGUUAAUGCAAUGCCAGGCAGACAAGGAGUUUGUGUGGUCCCUAUGGAAACGCCUGCAAGUGGCAAAUCCAGACUUGACCCAGGCUGUCAGUUUGGUGGUUGAGCGUGAGAAGCACAAAGCUGAGAUAAAAGACAGGAAAGUGUUGGAGAUCCUCCAGUCCAAAGACUACACAAUACAGGAGCUGGAACAGAAAGUGACAGGGCAGCAGCAGGAGAUUAACAACUUGGUACUGAGGAGGACGACAGCGGACGAGGAGAAUGCCGUAAUGAAGAAGGAGCUGACAGCUCUGCGUGAACAACUGGUCAAUAAGAGCCAUGAACUUAAGGAAAUGAAGACAGAGUGUAGGAGGAAAGAGGAGGAGGAGCGGCAGGUGGUGCAGGCUCUAGAGGAGGAGAAAGAGGGAUUAACUUCCCGCUGCGCCGCCCUGCGAGCUGACCUAGAGGAGAAAGAGAGGCAGGCCAACAGCCAACGAGACCAGAGGGAUGCUGCCCAGGCCAGAGUCAAGGAGCUGGAGGAGGAGCUACACAAGGCCUGGCAAGAGUUGUCUACUGUGCAGAGCCACAGUAGCAGUCUAGCAGUCCAACUUUCUUCCAAAGAAAGGGAGGUGGCAGCAAAAGAGGGGCAACUCAGUCAACUUCGUCGUGAGUAUGCAGAAGUGCAGACCCUGUACAAACAGAGUACAGAACAUGCAGCAGAGCAGAACCAUCUGAUCAAGCAACUGGAAGGACUCAACCUAGACACACAGAAAGUCUUGAGGAACCAAGAAGAGGCACAUACUGCUGACACCACCUCCUAUCAGAGGCUGUACAAGGAGUUGAGCCAGUGCUACCAGGCCCUAACUUGUAGUGAGGCCAACCUCCGUCACAGUCACCAGGAGCUCAGCAGCCUGCUGGCUCAGAAAGACCAACACAUCCUGCAGCUUCAGGCCCAGCAACAACAGCAGCAGCAGGAGCAAAUGCAACUGCAGCAACAACUGCAGCAAGAACAGGCUCAGCACGCAGCCCCUUACCCCUCACCACACAAACAAACCAACUUUAAGGCGGUGGUGUCAGAGCAGGUUGAUGCUGCAGCUCAGAGGUCUAUCCCUGAUUCUGACUGGGCCUCCACCCGAGGCUCAGAUCCCAGGCCAGAGGAUAAGACCCUUCAACGUAGAUCCACCAUUUCUGUUAGAAGACAGCAGGGUACACCUGUGCAGCGGUCCAGGUCUCUGUCCCCAGCUGGCAGUGUGGAAUUGGGUAGUGGGAGGGGAAGAGGAGCAGAACAGAGGAUUCAAGACCUUGAGGAGCUGUUGCAAUUGAAGAUGGAGGAGAAUGAAGAGCUGAGGAGGGCUCAUGAUAAACGCCGUGAACGCCUGAGUCUGAUUCAGACCAACUACAAGGCAGUCAAAGACCAGCUGAAAGAGAUGGAGAAAUCAAAUGGCUUGCCAGGUGGAAAGAAGCAGCGUGCAGAACCAUGGCAGCUAAGACAAGAGAACAGUGAUGCAGUGUGGAAUGAGCUGGCCUACUUGAAAAACUCCAACAGGAAACUCUCCAUUGAAAAAGCUGGCCUGGAGGAGGAGCUGGACAUGCUGCGAGUCCAGGCUGCUAUGGACCGGGCCACAGUGAAGGAGCUCCACCUGUGUCUUGCUAAUGAACACCAAGAAUUGCUUCACAAAGUGGUGGAGGAGCACCAGGUCAAAAGCAGCACUCCGAAAAAGCUUUUUGUUUCUUCAGAGCGAAUGGAACAGUCAUUUAAAAAGAUUGAACAGCUGGAGCGGAGGAUGAUGUCCCUGGAUGAGGAGACAGAGAGGCUGAGGGAAGAGAAAGAGCGGCUACUUGAGGCCAAGGAAGACUUGGCCCACAACUGCAACAGACUCAAAUCCUCUCUGGAUCAUCUGCGUACCCAGGAAGCAGUCCGUGAAGAGGAGGUCCAGGCCCAAGCCCUGGCCCAGGAGGGGCAGCAUCGCAGUGAGAUCAUGGCUCUAGAAGCCCGACUGGCUGCCUCUCAAAAAGAGGCUACCAAGCUUCAUCAUCAGUUGCUGAGGCUAAGACAGGAGCUAGGGAUCCUCAAAGCAGCCAGGGACUUCUAUAAGAACCGUGCACCUGGACCAGUGCGGGCAGGCGGGAUCGCUAGCAACAUUAGCUGCAAGGUCAAAUUCAAAACAACUAGACUCAGAGGUCCGCUACGCCAGCGCAGCCACCGAACAGUCAGCCCCAAUCAAGCCAUCAGCUGGCAAGGCCGCAGCCCUAGUCCCACUAAGGACGAGUGGGAGGACAUGAGCGUAGAUAGUGACAGUGGUGAAGAGUACUUGGACAGUCUCAACAGCGUGCCCUCAGGGACAACGCCUUACAGACAACACGCUAACAAAAAGUCCUACAGGUGUUCCCUGAUCUCAAACAGAGAGGCGCCGGCAGCAGAAUCCAACAGAAAACAACUCCAUGUUCUGGCCCAAGACGAUGAACAGCAUGAGCCCUGGGAACGAGGGACGAGAGGAGAGGAAAAGAAGUGGAAGAGGAAGAGGAUGCUAAUGAAGACCCAGCACUGCUCCUCCUCUUCUCUGCAGCAGCGCAUAGAGUCCCUACAGCGUCACAUUGACAUACUGCGAAGUGCCAGGAAAGAUGCUGUGCUUUCAGCCAGAGAGCUGCGAAGGGCCAACGAGAAGAUCACAGCACAGCUCAACUCCCUCACUGAGAAACUCUGCAGCAGCAAGCAGCUCACACAGAAGCUGACCUCUGACCUGGCUGGUAUGGAACAGCAGAAAAAGGUUCUAGAGAUGGAGCUGGAGCAGUGGAGGCAGGUCUCGUUCCCCCAGCAAACUGCACCACCACCACCACCAGCACCAACAGCACCAUUAAAUGCAGAGUGCUCCUGCCAGGGCAGGACCAUGCACGGCCCAGUUAAUGUUGCCCCCCAGGCCCUGGGGGCUGAGGUCAAACAACUUCAAGCCAAACUUAAGAGUGCAAGUGCGGAGGUCACAAGGCAGGUGGCAGCUAACAAAGCCCUGCGAGGCCAACUCCAGGAGAAGGAGGACAAGCUCCGCCAGCUGCAGGACAAGACGAGCCACGCAGAGCGAGAUGUGAACAUGAAAAGGCAGCUGGUGGAAGACUUGAAGACGAGACUGAAGUUCUUGCAGGAGAUGGAGAAAAGUUACCGUGGACAGGUGGAGGAGCUGGAGAAGAAGGUGAAGACUUUAUCAGAGGAGGCCACCAACAGGAAGGCCCUCAUUGAAUCUCUAAAGAGGAGACUGAAUGUUGCAACCACAGAGAAAAGCCAGUAUGAGGCCUCCUGUACAAAACUGAAGGACGACCUGGACAAAAAGGAGCAGCGCAUGCAUGCCUUGCAGGCUCGUGUGGGAGCCAGUGAGCAGGCUUUGGCUGCACUGGAACAGACAGCCACUGAGCAAAUGGAGGGGUUGACCCAGCAGAGCUCACAUGCCUUGGACAGGCUUCAGAGACAGUUAGGCCAGUCCUACUCCCACCUGGAGCAGCUUCAUUCUUUCAUCAAGGCCCUGGCCAGUGAAAUACUUUUAGACGUUCAAGAGGUCAAGCAGCAGUUGAUGAAGAGGAGGAAGUUGAGGCAGGCCAAUGCUGUGGCAGCAAAGAGCGGCCUCUCAGCCAAGUCUAUGAUCAAAGCCAAGUCCAUCGCUGCCUCCAUCCUCAAUAUGUCAGAGAAUGAUCUUGCGGACAUAAUGGACACCGACCAGGGGACAGAAACCCAUCCAGAGAUUCCAAGAGACCAGGAGUGGAUGGAUCACCUUAACCACAUCCUCCAGCAGAAGAUCCCCUCUGCCGGCCAGCUAAUGGAGGCUGUGCGCGUGAAGAUGAAGGAGAGGAAAGUGCUGACAGAAGAGCUGGCCACGCUCGCAACACCAGUCAGCGAAAAAGCCUGACUCCCUGGGCUGAGGCUGGGAAAACUGUCAUCCUCUUCUUUUUCUCCCUCCCUCCUUCUCUCCCUCCCCGGUUCCUACUCAGUGGGAGCUGGGCUGAGCCAAGCUGAGCCGGGGCAGCAGAACCAAUAUUUGUGAGAAAAGCGCUGUCGACUCACUCUGGGCCACUGGCUCAACACAGCAGCCCAGCUUUUGUAAAUGAGCCCUCGACAUCUGUGUUAGCGCUCAGUGCACUAUGUCUAUCAGACAGGGCCCUUUAGCUCCAAGCUAAUUUACAGUGCAGCCACUCUCCCCCACUCUCAACGCAGACCUGGGGUGAUAAGGCAAAUGCUUACGCUAAUGUUUAAGUUAUACUUUUUUUUAACUCUCUUUUACCUCUCCCCCUAAUUUAUUUGGCACCUCAAGGACCUUAGGGUGCAGGGACUUGACCUAGCAAUGCCAAGUCGACACUUUGAGAAAGUCAAGAGUGCAGCACCGAGCAGAAUAUACACUGCAAGAGGGUAGAUCCAUUUAUCAGACCUGAUACUACACUGCUCCUAGAGACCGUAUCUAGUGAUUGAAGCCAACUGAAUUGUAUUCAUCAAAAGCAACUGCAAGUAUUUAUUUAUUUCGGAGAUUAUCUUUUUUUUUUUUGUGGAUGUUAAAAUAUGUUCUAGCUUCUAUUCAAGUAUUUGUUGUGUUGUUAAUUUAAUAAAUAAUAAUGUUAAAUAUCAAUGACUUUCUACUGAAAACAUUUUAAUUUCAAAAUAAAAACCUGGUUGACGCA
Molecule: messenger RNA, 5031 nt
Organism: Dicentrarchus labrax (European seabass)
Lineage: Eukaryota; Metazoa; Chordata; Actinopteri; Moronidae
Gene: cntln
Product: centlein, centrosomal protein
Exons: 27
Coding region: 345-4268 (1307 amino acids)
Biological process (GO): protein localization to organelle; centriole-centriole cohesion
Cellular component (GO): centrosome; centriole
Source: RefSeq, a predicted model, not a curated record